AGGAAGUAUAAAUACGAAGAGGACCAUACACAACAAAUCAAUCAGUUCCAACUUCCAAAUAUAUAGAGUUUUUCAAUAUUUCCAAAUACUUAGCAACAAUCGGAUAGCAAAGAACAUGAUGAAGAUUCAUCCUGUCCAAGCUUUACUUGUGGACUCCAGCGUCGGAGAAGACAAGAGUUCGGCGUACUUGACGACGGAGCAAGAGAGUUUCACGAUUUGGAUGAGAUCUCUGGUGUUCCAUAGCAAAGGCUGCACAGUUUUUGACUCCAAAGGAAACUUAAUCUACCGAGUGGAUAACUAUGAUUCGAAAAGUCGUUGUGAAGUUUACCUUAUGGACUUAUAUGGAGAAGUUAUGUUUAAAUUUCAACAAACGUUGGGUCUAUUCAAAUCUUGUGAAGGAUACAACUCAACCGGCACAAGAUUUAGACUAAGAAAAAACUUCAAAGUUUCAUCUUCGUCGUUCAAAGUUGUAAUGGGAUCGGUAAUUAAAGAUGAUCGACAGUCUUGCUAUAAGAUUGUAAAUGGUGGAUUGGGGUUCACAAUCAAAGAUGGAUCAGGAAGAUUAAUGGCAGAAGUUAAAAAGAAACAAGCUCAUAUUAAUGGUUUGGAUUUCGGAGAAGAUGUUUUGACAAUGGUGGUGGAGCCACAAGUAGAUCAUUCUUUUAUAAUGGGUAUUGUUAUAGCUUAUGGUCUUCUCAAAUCUAAAUUGUAAUCACUUCUUGGAGGGAGGGUGGGAUUGAUUUAUUUGUAAAUUGACAGCGGUAAAUGGAAAUAUACAAAUAUUCAGAGAGUCAGCAUAUAUUGUUUUAUUUAUUAC
Raphanus sativus (radish) is the source of this 817-nucleotide messenger RNA. Its product is annotated as protein LURP-one-related 3-like. The record is from RefSeq and is a predicted model, not a curated record. NCBI's taxonomy places the organism in Eukaryota, Viridiplantae, Streptophyta, Magnoliopsida, Brassicales, Brassicaceae.